UGACACAACUAUCUGCUGGUAGGAAGGGUGGGGGCUGCACGCCGCAGAAUUGGCAGGCUGGCUUUAAUCCCGUUAUAAGGCGCGGUCGCCGUCGACCGUCCCCAGAGGAACUUUUUUUAAAAACUUACGAUUUGAGUCUGGAGGCGGACUCGGGGUUAAUUUUUUGUGUUUUUCUUUUAACGAAAAGGCGUCCUUGAGUCAUUCCUAAUGAAAAACUACAAGUUCCAGUACCCCUCGCGACAAACGACGGGACUCAAUCUAUAAUAGUGAUUGGCGGAUGGACCGGGACUGUUGUGUGUGUGGCUAAAAUAUCCGUCAAUCAAGGAAGAUAGGCGGGGUGCGGGUGCCAGCACUCUAAGUUGCACGGAGCUGUGGCUGUGGUGCGGGGUUUGCUCGGAACGCAUUUAAAGACGUGACGUGUGAGGCAUAUGUGUUCUACCCAGAGGAGAACUUCUCCAGGCGUGCAAGAAUGUUUCUUACAUCCAAAGAAGCCAACUCCAUUCUGAAGCGAUUUCCAAGAGCAAAUGGUUUUCUAGAAGAGAUUCGGCAAGGCAGUAUUGAGCGGGAAUGUCAUGAGGAAAUUUGCGUCUAUGAAGAGGCAAAUGAAGUGUUUGAGGACAAAGAGAAAACAAUGGAGUUCUGGAAGGGAUAUAGCAGUAAUCUGUACACAACUCCCAGCAACAACUCUGGUCUGCGUGUAGAACGCACGGAUGCAAUCUAUGUUGUUGUCCCUCUCCUGGGUGUAGCACUGUUGAUUGUUAUUGCACUCUUUGUGAUCUGGAGGUGUCAGCUGCAAAAAGCAACUCGACGCCGGCCAACGUACUCUCAGAGCAGGUACCUGACAAGCCGUACGACACGAAGCCUCCCUCGGGUUUUAGUGCAUCGGGAGACGUCACAUGCACAGACAGACCCAUCUCAUCAUGAGCAGGGUACCAGACCUACCUUAGAUCGCAGUGAGCCCAGUGGGCAUCCAUCAAACAGAAAUUUGUAUACACAGGAACAGUCUGCAUCUGUCUCUUCUAGACUGUCCAAUGCGACCCCGCCGCCUUCAUAUGAAGAGGUUACUGGACAUGUUGAAAGCAGUGGGGAGGAGACAACUACGCCAUAUAGCGAUCCACCACCAAAAUAUGAAGAAAUUGUUAGAGUACACCCGGCUGUAUCACGCCAGACCACCAUAAACAAAUAACUGGCUGGAGAUCUGGUGGAAAUUACUGAUUCAGUGAAGAUAGCAUGCUGGAGUAAGGACCUUCUGCUUUGAGACAACUGUGUCUACCUGUUACUGCUUGGGCAAAAUUUACUUCCAGAAACUGCGUAAAGUAAAAGUUCAGGUGGCCGAUUGAAUUUGAGUAAAGCAGUUUUACUAGAAUGAGGUCGGGAAAAUGUUGACUUUUUAAAAACAAAAUUGGAUUGUACUAUAUCAUUCUUGUUGAAUACCUUGCAGAGACUAUUCCAUUUUAUCAUGCAGGGUAAAAGAGGUGUUUAACCCACUAAAAACACACACACAACAGAAGCCAAACUAAAUUUAAAAACUAGUCAGUAUCAGCAGUGUAACUUUUUGUGACUACUGUGGUGGCAAGUAACAACAUUGAUACAUAUGUGAUCCUAUUUCUUUGUUAAUACAGCACCACUGCCAGUUAUGUCACAUUUUUACUUUAUGCAAUAAGAGUAAAAGUUGUGGGAUUUCUAAAGCUGCAGUGGCCUUGCUUAGUACUUUGGGGAUUUGCAAUGUAGGUUUUUUUAAAAAAAAAUGUUAAGCACAGAAGAGAAGGUAUGCCUUGUAAGCAGACUGCUGCCUCCUCAGUUUAUAUUUGAAGGAAAUUUCAGGGAAUGGGACAAAGCUGUCACAUCAAGAUAUUUGCCAUUUCUGAAACUUGCUGCUGCCAUCAAGUUACAAGGUACCAGAAUCCUCCUUUUACUCCCUUCCCCUCCCCAAUAUGACCUGUCCCAAUCUCAGGUCAGGGGAAUUUUGACAAUGGUAGCUGUUCUCCCUGACCAGCUGUAUUUUAAAGUUCAGAAAAAGAAAUAUGGGCUGUUUGAAAGCUCUUAACUUAUUUUACAGUCUGUGAUGAGAGAUUUAUCAGUUUGCUAGGUACAAGAAUAUGUAUAAUUGCUGUGCUGUUUGGAAAGUAAUUUAGUAGUGGAUUGGAUGCCUAAGAUAUUAACAGUAAUAAUUUUUAACAUAAGAGGACGCCAUCUCAAAUUUCUUUAGGCUGCAUUUUCAUUGAACAAACAAAAACUGAAAGUGCAGAUGUCUGCUUAUUAAGCAUUGAGGUAAUUGAGAUGGUUAAUUGCAUGGUUGAGAGAUUAUAUUGUUUUUCAAUACCAAUUCUAUACAAUUUCUGGUUACUGAAGAUAGUAGAAAAAGCCCAUCUUCACUGUUUGAGAUGAUGCUCAAUUUUCCCAUUAAUUAUAAUUUUAAUUCAUCUUCGACUCAUUAAAGGUUUGGUAAUUUUCAUAGUUUAGGCCAACAAUAUUUGUUGCUGUGGCCAAAUGAGCUAUAUCUGAUGAAGGGUUGUUUCUGAUUUAUAUUGAUACACCACAGUGUGUUUUGAUAAUUGGAUACAAUUGUCAAAUUUUGCCACUAGGUUACUUAAUUAUAUUUUAAUCAAUGCAAGGAAACUAUCUAUGAUUCAGGAUCAUAAUAACUCUUCCUAUUGAAGCUGUGGAAUGGUUACAUGUUGACCUUCACCAUACAAUUGCCAUCCUUAAUGUUGCUCUACUACUGAGGGUCUCAAUGUGUGUUUCUGAGCAUCCCCUGUUAAUGAGAUCUGACUAAAUUUUGGGUUAGUUUUAAGUUGGAAGUUUGACAUUGAUAACAGAGUAGUAAUAAGCAUUUUUCUUUAAAAUUCUUUAAGUCCCUUCACAGCUUACCGCCCUCUAUUGCUGAAAACCUACCAGCCCUCCAAAUCCCUGAAUUUUCCACUUUGCUGACUUGAAUGUGUUAUCUUCUAUCUUUUGCCUGCCUGUCCACUCAUUCUUUCAAGCCACUGGCUAUGCACUUUUACUCACCUAGAUCACAUACUUAAAAUUUUAUUUUUGCAUUUCUUCAUCACACUCUUUAAGAAGUUCCCUAAAACCCAUCUCUUUAAGGUCAUGAGUAGAAAUGAUUAUAAAUCUUAGAGUCCAAGUGGUAAAGCAUGGAAAACAGUCACUUUGGCUCACCACAUCGAUACCUACCAGUGAUACACAUCUUUAUCAAUCCUAUUUUCCAGCAAUUGGCGUAAGGCUUUUAUGCCUUGGUGAUGGAAGUGUUUGGUUAAACACUUCUUAAAUGCUGUCAGCGAAUAUGCUUCCAACACACACUUUCUGGCCACUUCUAACUUCCAGCAUGGGCUGAUCACUAGCAAUGAGCAGUCACACCACAAGGGCCAGUUACCUACCCUUGCCGUUCAAUGCAUUACCAUUGUUGUGUCUUCCACUGAUGCGCAGAAUAUCAAAAAGAUCAACCACAUAAAUACUGUAUCUCUGAGAUCAGAUCAGAGGCUGGAUAUCUUUCAGUGUGUGACUCACCUCCUGACAUCCUGAAGUCUUUCCACAAUUAGAAGUGUGAUGGAGAAUGCUCUGUUUGCCUAGAUGAAUCGACGUCCAAGAACAUUCAGGAAGUGUGACACCAUGUAGGAUGAAACCUGCUUGGUACUUCAUUCUGUAUUCUAACCAUUCAUUGCAUCCACUGAUAGCAUAUUGUGGCUACUGCAUUUUACUGCAAACUCCUGCCUACUCUGACAUCACAUCUCAAACAUAUGACCUGUACCAACAAGACAGCAAAUGAAUGAUACCAAUACCUACAUAUUCCCCUGUUGGUCACAAGUCAUCCUGACUUGAAAAUAUAUCACCACUCAUACUCACUGCUGCUGGAAACCCUUUAUCCAGCAGCACAGUCAGUGUACCUUAAUCUGAUAACAAUGGUUCAGUGAGCUAGCUAACCACCAUCUUCUUAAGUGUGAUUAUAAUGGAAAAUAAAUACUGGCCAUGGCAACAGCAUCCACUUCCUGGGAAAAAAUGAAUAAAUAAAAAAACACUGGUAACUUUUUGCUUGCCGCUUGGAGUCAUCAAGCCAUACAGCACGGAAACAAUCUUACAAAUUCCACACUGACUCAUCGUCAGCAUUCACAUUUGCCACUCGCAUCCCUGUCAAUUCCUAUCUGUCUUCUAUUACACAUAUACACUACAGACGUAAAUUAUAUUAGCCAAUUAAAUACCAACCAGCAUGUCUUUGAGCAUGGGAGGAAAACGAAGCACCUGCAGGGAAACCCAAGCAGACACAGGGAGAACGUGCAAACUGCACAUGGUUGGCAUCCAAGGUGAAGAUCAAACCUUUGGUUAAUGGAAUUGCAAGGCCUCAGCACAAACUGCUGUGCCAAUGUGCUACUCUAAUUAUGUUUUAAUUGAAUUACAACUCUCUGAAGAAUUGUUUUUCCCUAAAUUGGUGCAAAAUAAAUGCAAGUUAUUGCAAUUGUGAGGGUUCACUAGUGUUGUACUUUAAAAGUUUAGUUUUAAUGGAUAUUUUUUUAAUUUUGAGAUUGUUUUCUCAGAUUUAUCUUGCAUAGUGGAUUUGUGCUAUAACUUGUAUUUGCCUUGUUUUAAAGUUUCCAAAACAACAGCAUUCUUGUUGACUAGUGGGAGACAAUAAUUGUGGAAAAUUGAUGACUUUCUAUAUGAAAAUGCAAACCUUAAACAAUGUACUUUAUAUGCUCCAGCACUGAAUUUGAAUGCUAUUGUGGGCUGAGCUCUCUUUCUUUCCCAUUGCAUUCAUUAAAAAAACUAAUAUUAAUUUGAAAAUAAAUCAGAAAUUAUUUCCUAAUGCUGUGUGCAUGAAUGGAGUGUUUUCUGCUAACACUAACUAUCCUGUUGGUCUGUGAUUACACCUGAAGCAAUUCCCUUUCAGAAAUGUGCAAUUCAAUAAAGAUGGGACUUUUUCAACAAAGAAUAUGUAGUUUACCUUUUGAAGUUCAAUAAUAUCAUGCAGAAUUCCACAGAAAAUAAUGGUAUUUUUGUUACAACAAUAACAAC
Molecule: messenger RNA, 5010 nt
Organism: Hypanus sabinus (Atlantic stingray)
Lineage: Eukaryota; Metazoa; Chordata; Chondrichthyes; Myliobatiformes; Dasyatidae
Gene: prrg3
Product: transmembrane gamma-carboxyglutamic acid protein 3
Exons: 4
Coding region: 470-1186 (238 amino acids)
Cellular component (GO): extracellular region
Molecular function (GO): calcium ion binding
Source: RefSeq, a predicted model, not a curated record